AUGGGAGACCAGGGAAACAACCUUGGAAUGACGAAACCUGUUCACGGCAGCAUUGUUGGACUCCAUGUUGGUAGCCGUGUCUUUUAUUGCAAUCGCGCAACGUUGUCCAGCAAGGUCAAGAGCUCCUACUUUAACAGCCGUUUUUCCACUUGGAAAAACUUGGAAGAUGAUGAGAUGUCCUACGUCGAUCCCAACGGCGUUCAAGUUUUCUUUAUUGAAAGAGAUGGCGAUCUGUUCGAGCACAUUCUCAAGUUCAUGACGCGCAAUUCCUUGAAUUUGCCAUCCUUCCAAGACAACCAAACGCUCUGGCGCGACUUGCGAGAAGAAGCCAAAUUCUAUGCCUUGGAUAGUCUUUUCAAUCUACUUCAGGUUACUCAAUCCGUCAGGAUCAAUUCUUCCGUUAAGGGUAUCUUCCAUUGGCUCGGCAACCGAAGGCAGGAACCAUGCUCCACUUGCAUGGACUCGGGAGAGAUUGAAGUGGGUAGAUUCGAUGACAAGGACGGCCACUUCAUUCCCUCGUCUCUGUCCAAGUCGGUAUUGCUCCAACAUCACCAAAAACCAGUUCUGGAAACACCCCCAUUGGAUUCCUUAUUGAACCUCGACAAUGACGAGCUGCGAAAACUUGUGACACCGGAUCACAUUACAUGUACACUUUGGAAUGAUGCGGUUAUUUCACUUGACUCGGUUUCCAUUCGACCCUCUCAUGUAACAAUGCGCAUCCACUAUGACGAUUUGGAACGAGCCCAAGAGAAUUCUUUCAACCUAGAAGCCUCCAAGGAUGGUGUAUACUGGGAUCUUCUGCAUUUGACGUCUUGCCACCAAUCCCCUCAUGCCGGUCAAGAAAAAGCGAAUUUCAUGGUAGAUCUGGCCGUCUUUGUGCAACCCGACGGUAUUCCUCCUGCUGUUCGAUCGGAACAUUUCAUCAAGGCGGUGGAUCGGCUCUUGCGGCGAACUUGGGAGGUGGAAAAGACCAAAGAGUUCUACAAGUUCUUUCGUUUUGUGGGAGCCAGGGCAGGUCAAUAUCCUGACCGACGAGGAGGUAGCCUUGAGAUGUUUGGUGAUGUCCAUGAGGAGUAA
Messenger RNA from Seminavis robusta, 1077 nucleotides. Lineage: Eukaryota; Bacillariophyta; Bacillariophyceae; Naviculales; Naviculaceae. The record is from the annotation of a GenBank genome assembly.